GUGCGGUGGUGCGGUGGUGUUGGUGAUGUUAGAAGGAACAUUUGGAAAAAUUGGGAUAAAAUGAAAAUUUGCGGUUCAAAUUAAGGAACGUUCCGCUGAAAUCCGGAUAUAGCGAUAGUGCAACGCAAGCGCUGUUGUUUGGUCCAAAGUUGGUUCGCCGCUGAUGCUGCCGUUCCGUCCGCAAUAUUGUCAUUUUUCUUGCUGUCCUAACCAGAUUUUCUGAAGAACCGGACGGUCCCAGUAUUUUGACAAAGUUGAACGUGGCUUUUCUUUCUUUUAUAUCUGGACUAUUUCCAUUUGACUGAUUAUGCCUCCUAAGACAGCACCGAAGAAGCCAGCAGCAGCUGCUGGUGAUAAGAAGCCUGCUGCAAAGAAACCUGCAGCUGCUGCCCCAGCAGCUAAGAAACCUGCCGCACCAAAGGCAGAGGCAAAACCUAAACCAGCGAAACCUGCAGCUGCUGCCGCCCCUGCCAAAAAGGCUGCACCUGCGGCAAAGCAGCAAGCCGGCAAGAGUCAGCCAGCCCAGAAGCAAGCAGGAAAGCCUGCCCCUGCCAAACAGCAAGCGGUCAAGGAAGCGACGAAGAAGCCAGCGCAACAGAAGGCUCCUGCAAAACCUGCGGCAGGAAAGCAGCAGCAGCAAAGUGGAAAGGGCGCUCCCGCAAAACCAGCACAAGCAGGGAAGCAGCAAAAACCCGCAGCCAAGCCCCAGGCAGGAGGCAAGCAAGCUGCAAAACCGGCUCCUGCUAAGCAACAGGCUGGUGGUAAGCAGCAAGGAGGGAAGAAAGCCCCUGCUGCCCAGCCCAAGCAACAGCAGUCAGUCAAGAAAGUAACGAAGACUCAAGCAGCAGCCCCAAAAGGUGGCAACAAGAAACAAGCAGGCAAAAAAGCCCCUGCACCUGCCCAGAAGGGUAAAGGAGGAAAGCUUACUUCAGCUAAGAAACCACCAUCAUCUAAGCUAUAUGUUAAAGAAGAACCAACCUUCAAGAAACCAUCAGCUGGUAGUGUCAGUCAAAGGUUAUGGUACAGAGCCAUCAAGAGGGUAGCGAAAAGAAGUGCCGAUCUCAAUGAAAACCAAAAGAAGAUUCUCAGUGUGGUUUCUACCAAGAGACGUGUACCUCGAGUUAUCUACCGUUUUGUUAGAUUCGUCCAACAUAAUUGCAACAUUCAAGAAGAGAAGCUUAAGCCUACGAUAGAAAAUGUUUUCUACCUAGCUGUUCAUGAAAAGAGUCGAAUUACUGGUAGACCUGUCCCAGAUGAUUUGUUGAAGAAGAUCUCCAAAUUGAGUGGCAAGGGUCCAAAAAGUGCGGCCAAGAAAGGUGCUGUAAAAGGAGCUCCCUCCAAGAAAGCCCCCGCUCAAGGUGCCAAAAAACAAGCUCAAAAGAAACCUCAGCAACAACAGCAGCAGCAAGGAAAGAAAAGACCAGCUGAACAGCAAAAAGCUAAAUCAGUCCCUGCGGCCAAAAAGAAUGCACCAGCAACCACUAAAGCUGCUCCAGCAAAAGGACCCGCGAAAAGUGGGGCAGCUGGUAAGGCACAAGCCAAGCCAGCCGCAGCAAAACCAGCCGCUGCCAAGGGUGCCGCUAAGCCUGCUGCACCCAAAAGUGCACCUGCUAAACCAAGCAGCAAACCUGAUAGCAAAAAAAGUGAAGGAGCCAAGAAACCUGCUGCAAGUCAAGCAAAGCCUAAAUCAGCACCUGCAAAAACACAAGGAGCCAAGCCUGCUGCUGGUGGACAAGCUAAAAAGAAACCUCAGAAGUAAAAAAAUCUGAAUCACUCUUGAUGCUGUGGACGUUAGGUGUAUAAGGCAUCUUAUUUGACUGGACAUCAUCCCAACUCUAGUUAUGGAGGUUUUUAUUCUUCGAUAACUGAAAACUUAACAUUACAGGUUAAGUUACUGUACUAUGAAUUUUUUUAUUUUGUUCUUUUUAUUAAAUAUAUUUUUGUUGCAAAACAAA
Messenger RNA from Bemisia tabaci, 1955 nucleotides. RefSeq lists its product as uncharacterized. Lineage: Eukaryota; Metazoa; Arthropoda; Insecta; Hemiptera; Aleyrodidae. The record is from RefSeq and is a predicted model, not a curated record.